GUCUUACUUUUCUUCUUCUUUCCCCCCUCUUCUUUCUUCUUUUUGGUCUUCCAGCUCCUCUUCCUUCUUCUUUAUUUUUCUCAUGUCUUCUUUUCCUUCAAUUGAACAAACAUGUCAAGAGACUCAAGAGCAUAUCCGCCCGGUGCAUUCACAUGCAUCUAACGAUCAACUCGAUCAAAACUCAACAUCGUUCCAGUUUUCCCCGAGCCAAGGAUGACGCAGGUCCACUUACAACUUCAAGAUCCACCAAUCUUCCACCAAUCAUCCGCGACGUGCUCUCCCACACAACCACCUAUUUCACCAAGAAACCGAAGACAGGACAUGCAGUACCGCAGUCCGCCCGGCAUCACAAGACUCAGAACCAUCACCCUACUUGCAUCACUUUUAGCAUCACCUAGUACCAACCAAGCCAACCCUUACUGAUCCACUUCCAAAAUGGCGAGUUCAACCCCCCUCCUCGACUCCCUCAGACUCGCAAACCUGCUCCCCUCCAAAGUCAUUCCGGAUUCCUUCCAGCCCACAGUCCACCUCGAUGUCCGCUUCUACAACAGCAGCAACAAUAAUGUCAAAUCAAUCAGCAACGGAACCCUGAUGAGGGUCAGCGAAGUCAAGGAGGCGCCCCUGAUUUCCAUCUCCUCUCCGGCCACUGAGACUACCACCGGGGAAACCCCCAAGUCGCUCACCCUCAUGAUGAUCGACCCGGACGCGCCAACGCCCGACGACCCCAAGUUUGCCUACUGGCGCCACUGGGUCGUGACGGGCAUCCCUUACACUGCUGAUGGCAGCGUCGAGGUGAAGGGGGCUGAUGCCGGUGCCGGCAGAACGCUAACGCCGUACCUGGCGCCCGGCCCCAAGGAUGAGUCUGGGCCACAUCGCUACCUGUUUCUGCUUUUUGCCGAGCCUGAGGGGUUGAAGUUGGAGGCUGGGGAUGUUGGCGGGGUGGAGUUUGUGGAGCGGCGGAGCUUCAGGGCUGAGGAGUUUGUGGAAAGGCAUGGGCUGAGGCUGGUCGGUGUGCAGUGGAUGAGGGGGGUUGGUGAUGGGUGGAAGGGGGCGGAGUAGGCUUGUAUGGACGGGGUUGCCCAGGGAAUAGCCAAGUGCCGAACUUCCAGAAGGUUCAGGGCCAAACUUGGAAUGUUGUGAAGGACCUCAGCUGGUUUGGCUGUGAAUACCAGGAAUCGAAACUUGAGGUUUUGAUAUAUCAUCCAUCCGAAUUCUGAACAUUUACAACCUGCCAUCUCAGAUUUCAAGCCUUACACCUUCCUAGGUAUUCAGAAGUUCAAUCAUAGCAGAGCAUCAU
Molecule: messenger RNA, 1297 nt
Organism: Canariomyces notabilis
Lineage: Eukaryota; Fungi; Ascomycota; Sordariomycetes; Sordariales; Chaetomiaceae
Product: PEBP-like protein
Exons: 1
Coding region: 436-1059 (207 amino acids)
Biological process (GO): regulation of proteolysis; regulation of Ras protein signal transduction
Molecular function (GO): phospholipid binding; peptidase inhibitor activity
Source: RefSeq, a predicted model, not a curated record